Molecule: messenger RNA, 3111 nt
Organism: Penicillium brasilianum
Lineage: Eukaryota; Fungi; Ascomycota; Eurotiomycetes; Eurotiales; Aspergillaceae
Source: the annotation of a GenBank genome assembly
AUGAGGCUACCAGGUUCAAAAACAGAGACACCGGCACCGUCCGCCGACUUCUCGAAGUCGGAGAAUAAUGGACUCCAGGUUGGCCAAAAUUUCGGAACAAUGGAGGCUUCAUUCUACAGUGAUUCGAUUCGAGGAAUCAACAUUGCUGCAGGGGCAUCCGUAUUCAUGGGUGAACAUAAAACUGUUGAAGAUAAGCUCUUGGAGAUUCUUAUCGCCGGAGAUUCAAAAGAUAGAAUCGAUAUAGCUCAAGCAGCACGUGGAACAUGUGAAUGGAUCUUUCACAGCACCCCAUUCCGCAACUGGACCCGAGAUGAUUCCGUGGAAACUGGGCCGCUCUAUAUUCAAGGAACUCCUGGGAGUGGGAAAAGUGUGUUAUUGAAAUUUUUCAUCAAGGAAAUUGAGAAGAGAUUGCGUAUCGGCUCCCCAUCUCUUUCAUCGCCGGUGGACGAGGAUCCUCCUGCCGAGUUGGGUGUCCCCGGGAAGACCCUUGCGGUUGCAUGUUUUUGUGAUGACCGUAGUGAACAUCGACGCAGCCCAAUCUGGAUCUUAAGAACUCUGUUAUACAGACUAAUCCAGAAGAAUCGAAAACUGGUGAAGCAUGUGCAGAAGCACAUCCCAAAUGUUGAGGAUCUUGACACAAUGGGCUCUGAUUUGGAUGAGUUCCAGUCCCCUGAUAUUCUUCAAAAGAUUCUGGAAGAACUCAUCCCAGAUCCGGAGGUGGAAGUUGUUUACUUUGUCAUCGAUGGCUUGGAUCAGUGUGGGCCAUAUCUUCCUGCGGUUGUUCGACUGGUCAAUGAGCUUUCUACGAAGAUGAAUAGCGAAGCCAGAAAGCAGGGCCAACAAUUCAGCUUACGCUGCAUCAUCUCUGACCGAGGUAGUCAGAUCGUCCGCGACAAAAUACUCCCCAAGAAUAUUAUCGAUAUGCCAACAGAGAAUAAGCGUGAUAUUGAUGAAGUCACCGACUUUCGGGUGAAGGGCAUUCAAGAGUAUCGGAAUUUCAGUGAAAGCAUUCGGGAGACUCUAGCCGAUCUGUUAAAGCAGAAAUCUAAUGGCAUGUUCAUGUGGCUAUCUUUGGUUCUGGACGAUCUUGGCACUUGGGAGGGUGUCUGGACCGAAACUCGAGUCAAGGAGAAGCUUUGCAGCAUUCCUUUGGACGUCGCGACUUUUUACAAGUCGAUGCUUGAACGGCAACCGCGAGACUCUGUCAAAAGAUUGCAAAUGCUACUCAUGUGGGUCUACUUUGCAUGUCGACCCAUCACUCUGCAAGAGUUGGAGGUGAUUUUGAUCUUGCAGGACGAAAAGGAAUAUACUGGUCUGAAAAUUCCAGAUGAGGAUAUUGAGGCAUUAAGGCGUAACCUUGAGGGCAACUGGGGUGCUCUAUUUGCAGUUCGGGACAACUUCGUACACCUAAGUCACCAAUCCGUGAAAGACUUCUUAGCAGAUGUCUUCAGUGAUGAAGGCGUGAAGAACUAUCCAAAAUACGGCAUAAACCAGGCAGACGCACACCGACAAAUAGCAUCUACCUGUUUGACAUAUCUACAACUCGAGGAAGUUCAGGGACGGGAAGUCCCCACGCCUCCAGUCAACGGCGAAGGAAAGAUUGAUGAGUCGCAGCUUAUGGCGGUCAGACAAGCAUAUCUUGAUGGGUUCCCUUUCCUGCAGUAUUCGGUUGAGUUCGUUGGUCAUCAUCUGCGAGGCAGUCAAAUUGAAGAAGAAGCGGACGUCAAGGGCAUGGAAGAAUUCUUCGCCGUCAAUUCGACAGCCUUGUCUAGCUGGGUCCGAGCAUACGAUCUGCUGAAACGGUGGACAACCGGAAAGUAUUCGGGGUUCAGCAGCAGUACUAGUCUCCUCUUCGUCGCAGCACGCCUCAACCUUCCCUGGUUGGCACAGAAGUCGACAACAUGGGUAACUUAUGCCUCACUCCCUACCGCUAUAUGCGCCCCAGACUCGUCUGGUUGGAGUGCCAUUCAUAUUGCUGCGGAUUCGGAGGCCGUUGGAAUGGUGUCGUGGCUCCUGAAGAAUGGUGCGCUUGUGGAUGUCGAAACCCUUGGCCUUCCUCAUCUUGGCCGCACUGCCUUGCAUUUUUCUGCAUCCAAGCGCUCCGAGUCCGGUCCCCAAAUGGUCCAGGAGCUGCUAAAAGCAGGUGCGAAAGCGAACGUUCAGACCAGACAAGGAGGAAAUACACCGCUUCACUAUGCCAUCGAUGGUCGUUCAGUCAAGACAGUGAGGGCCCUACUGGACUCUGGUGCGGAUGUCAAUCUCGCAAGCAGAUCUGGUCUUACCGCUCUUCACAAAGCCGCGGCGAUUCCCGGUUUGGAAGAGAUUGUGGAAGUUCUCCUUGAAAAUGGCGCCGAUCCCAACAAAAAAACCAGCGUGGGCGCCGUCUCAGCGGCCCGAGGUCUCGCAAGUCUGAAGGUCUCUAGGUCAUUGUGGAACACAUAUUAUGCAGUCAAUACGUCUCAUACCGCACUGCAUAUCGCGGCCAAGGUCGCAGAUACAGAACGUACAGUCGAAGUUCUGUUAAAGAAGGAGGCAGAUCCAAAUUCUCGAGAUAGUUCUGGACGAACUCCACUUCAUAUUGCAGUAGUAGGGAUAAAGCCCGAGCCCAUCAUCAAGCUUUUGAUUGAACAUGGAGCCGACGUAAACCUACGGGAUACAGACGGCAAAUCCCCGCUCCUUGUGCUUCUGAUAGCCAUUUGCCUGCAAGCACAGCAUCAACCUCAGUUGUUGAAUGAUGAUCAUGCCUCGCAAGAACGAAUGAUUAUGAUGUUGCUGUCCGCCGGAGCGGAUCCACUUGCUGAAGGGAAUGACAAACAAUCACCUUUAAGUUACGCCACGCAGGGCAAGCUACAGUGGGCCUCGGAUCUGUUGGUGAGGAGUUCCAAUGGAGGGGUGGCUCCCAAGGCGGGCGAUGCCUCGGAUCAGAAAGGGGUUGAAGAAGAGGAGUCUCAAAGUGAACAAAAAGUAUCCAAAAAGGGGGUUCUUGAGACUCAAGCAUCACGUUGGCUUCCUAAGAGGACCAGAUGGUGAACUGUUUGGCGAUUUUAGGAGAAACCUGUCGAGUCAGUCUUUUUUUAAUUGGGAUCAGUUAAGUUGAUAUUCCAUUUGUGG